Molecule: messenger RNA, 603 nt
Organism: Arabis nemorensis
Lineage: Eukaryota; Viridiplantae; Streptophyta; Magnoliopsida; Brassicales; Brassicaceae
Source: the annotation of a GenBank genome assembly
AUGGAUGAAUUUGAAGGGUGGACUUCGUGGCUCGAACCUGCGUUUUUGCUGUGGGAACCUAAUGACGAUGAUUACGAGAGACCUCCAUACAUGACUCGAGCCGAGGGUGAUAAUACGUACACACCAGAUGAAGAGUUUGCCAACAUGGCCCAACAAGUCAAUAAGAGCGAUGGGUUUGAUAUCGAUUUCUCCAACUUCCUCUGUGUUUUCAACUACCAUCCUGCUGUUCUCGAUUCACGACAAUUCGUUAAAGAGCCAGAAACCACAGUGGAUUUACUCAACAGGCUCGCGCAGGGAUCACUUUAUGGAUACAAUCAAGCAAAUGAGACAGAAUUUGAGUUUGUCAAGGUUGUUCGAGCCAAUUACCACUUUGCUUGUGCGAUAAUGUUUCUCAUAACAUUUCAAGUUAAGGAUCCUUGCGAUGAUCAGAUCAAACACUUCCAAGCAAGAGUACGCCACGCGAGAGGAACCGUGCUUGAGUAUGUCUUCUGCAGGCCGGAACCCAAUCAAGGAGUGGAAUGUGUUGGGACUGUCAAGACUGAUGUUGAGAAAGAUGUCAAGACUGAUGCUGAGAAAGAUGUCAAGAAACAAAGAUUGGAGUAG